Molecule: messenger RNA, 7230 nt
Organism: Paramisgurnus dabryanus
Lineage: Eukaryota; Metazoa; Chordata; Actinopteri; Cypriniformes; Cobitidae
Gene: prdm16
Product: PR domain containing 16
Biological process (GO): regulation of transcription by RNA polymerase II
Cellular component (GO): nucleus
Molecular function (GO): DNA-binding transcription activator activity, RNA polymerase II-specific; histone H3K9 methyltransferase activity; protein binding
Source: RefSeq, a predicted model, not a curated record
GCAUGUGCGAAGGUGUCCAAACUGACAAUGCUCGUGAGAUGAAGAUAGCGCUGCUGCAGCUUCUGAGCUCAAGGAGGACGCGAGGAAUCUACAAGCCGACAAGAUGAGAUCCAAAGCGAGGGCGAGAAAACUGGCCAAAAAUGACAGUGAGGGAGUAGACCGCACAUACAGCACAGAAGCUAAUCUCAUGACCGGCGAAAGUGCCGAAGAGGAAACAGAAGACAGCAUCAUGUCCCUCAUUCCAGUGGGACCCUUGUCCCCUCAACCCUGCAAUGAGGACUUCACUCCUAAAGAGGGCUCACCCUAUGAGGUGCCUGUCUACAUUCCAGAUGAUAUUCCCAUCCCUUCCGACCUGGAACUCAGAGAGUCAUCUGUUCCAGGGGCUGGCCUUGGAAUCUGGGCCAAAGCCAAAAUUCGGAUGGGAGAAAGCUUCGGACCAUACAAUGGACUGCAGAGCGCCACGGUCAAAGACACGACUUAUGGGUGGGAGCAAAUGCUGAAUGAUCAUGAAGCGUCAUCUGAAGACAGCUGUAUUAAAAAGGUGAUGGACAACAUCGGAAAUGUGAAGUUCUCUUUGGAUGGAGCUCUGGAGGUCAGCGGUAGCUGGCUUAAAUACGUGCGCACAGCAACUUCCAACCAAGAGCACAACCUGACUGUGUGCCAUAUAAGUGAAGAUCAGAUAUAUUAUAAAGCUGUAAGAGAAAUUGAAAUAGGGGAGGAGUUACUAGUUUACAUGAAGGACGGAGUUUUCCCGGAAGGCUCAAUGGCACCGAACAUGGAAGAUGAGCAGAUGUACCGCUGUGAGCACUGUGAUGAGCUCUUCACCUCAAAGCUAGAUUUACGGCGACAUCAGAAAUACUCGUGCAGUAGCUGCAACUCCAUCUUUGAUUCACUAAGUGAAGACUUCAAGCAGGAACUUGAGGACAGUGAUGAGACAGUGCAUGAGUGCAAAGACUGUGAAAAAAUCUUUCCUAGCGAGUACAGUCUUGGGCAGCAUAUGAUCGUACACACAGAAGAGAGAGAGUAUAAGUGUGACCAGUGUCCCAAAGCCUUCAACUGGAAAUCGAACCUAAUUCGCCAUCAGAUGUCACAUGACAGCGGCAAACGCUUUGAGUGUGAAAACUGUGAUAAGGUGUUCACAGAUCCCAGCAACCUACAGCGUCACAUCCGUUCUCAACAUGUCGGCGCCCGAGCCCACACCUGCCCUGAAUGUGGCAAGACCUUUGCCACAUCCUCAGGACUCAAGCAGCACAAGCACAUACAUAGCAGUGUCAAGCCUUUCAUCUGUAAGUCUGAGCAGUCUUGUCUAAGCCUCAGAUACAAUUACCACUGUCCAAAGAUCUCCUGCCUAGCUCCACACCAAGACUGUGACAGCUGUUGUUUAAUAGGUGAGGUGUGUCACAAGUCGUAUACCCAGUUCUCUAACCUGUGCCGUCACAAGCGGAUGCAUGCAGACUGCCGCACACAGAUCAAGUGCAAAGACUGUGGGCAAAUGUUCAGCACUACCUCCUCCCUCAACAAGCAUCGGCGCUUUUGUGAGGGCAAGAACCAUUACAAUCCCGGAGGCAUAUUCACACCGGGCAUACCAAUUACCUCUAGUCCUAUCCUAGGCAAGUCCAAGUCUCAUCCCAGCCUGAACCAUGGUGGACUUGGCUUUGGUGAUUAUUUCCCAUCCAGGCCGCAUCAUGGGGGGCUUCCCUUUUCCACAGCACCCCCUGCAUUCCCAGCCAUUUCACAUGGCUUUCCAGGGAUCUUUCCCCAUUCACUAUAUCCUAGACCGCCAUUGUUACCUCCAAGUCCACUUCUAAAGAGUCCACUUAGUAAUAACCAAGAUGGAAAGCUGCCUUCUCUUGAUGCCCCUACUUUUUCUGUGGCGUCAUCCAUAAACAACAGCAAUGGCAACAUAGGAAGUGGUCUCAGCAGCCAGUCAGAGGAAAAUCGAGAGUCCAGACUGGAGUUGUCAUUCACGGACAGCAGGAAUAAAGUCAAGAGUAAUGACAUGUCUGAUGGUAGUGACUUGGAUGAUGUUAACACAUCUAGUGGCACGGAUCUAGACACUACCACUGGUACAGUGUCUGGAUCAGAUCUUGAAAGUGAAGCAGAGAGCGAACGAGACAAGAGCAGAAGGAAAGGAGUGCAGGAGAUCAAGCAGAGUGAGGUCAGCAGCAGUUCAAUGUCGGUCUCCAGUUCAGGGAACCUCCCUUGUGAGCGCCCUUUCCUCUCCUCCCAGCAUUCCUUUUUCCCACCACCAGAAGAGCAAGCACUGCCACCUUCUGGUGCCACCACUGACUCUAUUAAAGCCAUUGCCUCCAUUGCAGAAAAGUAUUUUGGUCCAGGCUUCAUGGGCUUGCAGGAGAAGAAGAUGGGCUCCUUAAAUUAUCAUUCCAUGUUCCCAUUCCAGUUUCUUCCUAACUUCCCUCAUUCCUUGUACCCAUUCACAGACAGAGCACUCAAUCCUGGAAUGUUUUUCAAACCUGAGCCUAAAUCCCCUCGUGAACACAUACAGAAAUUAACUACAUCCACAAGUGAAGAUUCACCAUUUGAUCUAACCACCAAACCCAAGGAGGUCAAACCUCUUCCUCCACCCCCUAUCAAACCAGCCUUGCCAUGCAAUGCAAUCCUGACCUACGGGGAGGAACAACCUCUGGACCUCAGCAUAGGCAGUCGAAGCCGAUCCAGCCACAAUGGUGGCACACCUGACCAUGGCAAGAAUCAAGUCUAUGGCACAAACUGCAAAGCAGCAUCUAAAGAUGAACACCCAGCACUGACUCAGUCACAGAACUUACACCAAUCUCAAAUGCCUCAGCCCCAUGCACCCCUCACCCAGCCACCUCCUCCCCAGCAGCAGUCAUCACUUCACUACGCCAAGCCUUCUCCAUUUUUCAUGGACCCUAUCUACAGCAGGGUGGAGAAAAGGAAGCUAAUAGACCCAGUAGGAGCUCUUAAGGACAAGUACUUGAGGCCUGCACCACUACUUUUCCAUCCUCAGAUGUCUGCAAUGGAAAACAUGACUGAGAAGUUGGAAAGCUUUAGCACUCUGAAACUGGAUCCUCCCAAUUCCCACCAGCACUCCUCACAUCACCUUUUUAACUUCCGCUCCCCACCGCCCUCUCUUUCUGAUGCUAUCUUACGCAAAGGCAAAGAGCGAUACACCUGCAGGUACUGUGGGAAAAUCUUUCCUAGGUCAGCUAAUCUUACAAGGCACUUACGAACACACACUGGAGAACAACCCUACAGAUGUAAAUAUUGUGACCGUUCAUUCAGCAUCUCCUCCAACCUACAGAGGCAUGUUCGUAACAUUCACAACAAAGAAAAGCCUUUCAAGUGUCACCUCUGCAAUCGCUGCUUCGGUCAACAGACCAACCUGGACCGCCACUUAAAAAAACACGAGCAUGAAAAUAUUCCAGUGAGUCAGCAGUCUGGCAUUCUCUCGAAUUUAGGAACAAAUAUUUCCUCACCAAAUUCUGAGUCUGACAAUCAUGCACUUUUAGAUGAGAAGGAGGACUCAUAUUUCUCAGAAAUUAGAAACUUCAUAUCAAAUAGUGAGCUGAACCAGGCCUGUAGCUCCUCAGAGAAAAGGACAGAGCCGGAAGAGGAGGACCAUCCGCAGACUCACACUAAUGCUUCCUCCAAACUGGAGGAAGAGGAGAUAGAGGGAGAUGAUGAAGAUGAGGAAGACUCAUUGACAGAAAAGUCACAGGAUGAGAUUGCUUCCCCCGCCACUAUGGUGCAGGGCACCUAUGAAGACGAUGAGGAACCUGCUUCGCUCCCUAUGUCCUAUGAACACACGCGCAGGUGUAUUGAGGAGAAUGCAGGUCUGUUAGAUCUGGAACCUCUGCCUGGUAUCCCCAAAGGCCUGGAAUUCCAUAAGACUGGGGAGGAGCCGUGUAAUAUUAAAGACAUUUUUAACACCUCAGUACAGUCGGAGACAUUGAAAGAAACACUAUUCAGGCAGGCUAAAACCCAGGCUUAUGCAAUGAUGCUCUCGCUGUCUGAGAACAACACCCUGCAUGCAUCCUCACAGAACUCUUUGGAUGCCUGGCUCAACAUGGGAGGAGGCUCAUCGGAAGCAAGCUCCUUUCACCCCCUUAACAACAUCUAAAACGAAGAAAGAUCCGAAUAGUUAGAGGGAGAAAGAGAGAAGGGGAAGACACGGACACGGAGAAGCUUCAAAACGGGCCUGUAAAGACCAGUGAACCACCAGUAUGCGUGUCAGGAGGAGUGGGCUGUAGAGGUAGCAGACUAUAUUGUCGAGUGAAACAGACACAGGAACCAGUCAUAGAUGGGAGAUUUUCUUUCAAGAACGGCAUCACUGAAUUCCUGCUCUACAACAUAUUUAGUGUCUACAACUAACCACUAUAGUUCUCUCCUCAGGAGCUCAAUUCAAAGGGGACACUGACUCUAAAAUCACCUCUCCACCUCAUUUUUAAUUUGCAUUUAACACAGACUGUAUAGUUUAUUUAACAUAUUCCUGAAGACCCUGGUUCAAGUUCGAGAUAACCGGGAGUUCCCUUCUUUGUGGAGUUUGUCUGGUCUCCCUGUGUUGCUAUGGGUGUCCUCCAGGUACUCCCAGUUCUAAAACAUGCUGGUCUUCAGUUUAAUUAUGAUUUCUGAAUUGCCCAUAGGUGUAGGUUAGCGUGUGGAUGUCUUGUUAGUCCUGUAAUGGACUGUCCACCUGAUCUUGGCCCAAGAUCACUGGGAUACAGCACUCACUGUGACCACAAACUGGAAUAAGCAGAACAAAGAAUCGAUGGAUGUUUCCGUACAGAAAAGUUUCAUACAAUUUUAAUAUUAAGCACUUAAGCGUUAACUUCCCCUUGAAAAUGAGUGCUGUUUACAAUAAAAACCACUCUAAUGUUUAUGCUGGAAAUCAUUGGGAAACCUUUGCGAUUUUUCUUAACUCUGACAAUUUUGUCACAUCCCUUCAACAGUUAAAUAAAAGCAGCAUGUUUGUUUCGAGUGUAUAGCAUUAUUAUUGUUAUGGUUAGUAUUUUAGCUGUAUACAGAAGUCCAGAAGGGUGUUUUAGGGUUAAAUUAUUCUCAAGUGAUGGCAUUUAGAUAUCUUACCUUCCCCUUUCUUUAAUUUAGUAUCUCUUUUGUAUGUUUUCCUUGACAAACAGUAUUGUUUCUUUUCAAGUGCAUAUGUGCUUAAAUGUUAAUAUAAUUCACCCGUGAAGGACCAAAUUUGUACAAUAUUGUUGUGUGAUGUAAAAAAUAAGUUAACAUUUUGUAGCAGAGUUUUGCGUGCCAAAUAACUCAGUUUUCUUUGACAAUCAUUUUUUUCCUGUCACUUCACUGUCAGUAGUUAUUCUUCUGUUACUUUCAUUUGAUGAGUGUGUGUCUUUUAUUUAUUUUUCUUUUAUUUUUUAUGAAAAAUGAAGAAAAAUGGUUCACCCAAUGUUUAAAGGAAUGAAAUUACUGAAAAUUGUGAUUUUUUUUGUUGUUGUUCUUUGGAAAUAGAGAAAAAAAUGGUUUUGCCAAAAUCUGAUUUAAAAAGCAAUGAAUUUCAUUAAUGAGCACAUAAUCUUAAGGCCAGUCUAUUAAAGCAUUUAGAAACGUAGGGUGAUAAACCCAUAAAAUACUACACAGUAUAACAUCUUAAUAAUGCAAAUGAAAUGAAUUAACAAGGAUCUCUUGGUUUAAACUGCAUGAUUCAAAAGAAGAGCCAUACAGUACUGUACACAUAAUAUUGUAAAUAUUACAAACAGGAAGCAUUUGAACCGACUACAUAAGUUUAAAUGCAUCACAGAAAAGACUCCACAAGCGAAAGGUGAGCAGCUCGACUCCACGGUUGUCCUCUUCCAUAAACAAAUAUAUGCGAGAACUCACCAAAAUCCGAACUGUGAAGCCAGUAAAUAAAUCGUAAACAACUGAUAAAUAAAAUGAAUGUGUAGAGUAGAUGAAAUAUUUGGGUAAUCAUCACUUCCUCAGAAUGGAGCGUUCUCUUGAAUGUCUUUUAGGGUCAAGAUUUUUUUUUACUUUUUAUACUACUACAUCACACACAUCUUUCUUCUAUAAUUUAGGGUUAUUGCUUAAAUUGCUAAUAUUGAUCCUAACACAGAUUAUCUACCACUCAGAGAGUGCAUUCUUGGAGACGGAGCUUAAAGUGCACCCACAGAAACUUAUAUUUGCCUAGUUCUUACUGUCCCUUAGUAAGUUCCGAAAACUGCUUUUCUUGGACAGGCUGGUUGUUACAAGCACUUUAGCUUAUGGGUCAACAAAGGCAUAUUAUUAACACUAAAGUAUAAAAGAGCUUUGUCGGCUUUGAUCAAGCCACAUAAAAUACUUUUACAGACCCAGACACGUGAAAUUGGCACACAGUGGACAAACUUGGAGCAGUGUGAUAUUUUCAUGCAACACCAGGUGGUGCUCUGCAUUGUUUUAAAAUGUAUAAUACUGUAUCGCAUCGCAGUUAUUUUCUCAGACCUGGGUCAAAGCCUUGUUUGAUGCAUUAGAAUGCUGGACAUGUCAUGAAAUUUAAAGUACUGAGAAGGUCAUGUCACUUACUACUGUACUUAGCAAAAGCUGAUGGAAAACGAAUUGAUCCAUUGAUUGUUAAAAUCAUCAUGAACAAAUGGUUAAAAAUAAGCUUACGGUUGUUAUUCUUAGCCCACUGUUACAUUAUAAACAAUUGUAUUGUAUUAAAAAAGAAAAACAGAUAAAAUGGUUCUCUACAAAGUGUAUAGCUCUUCAAAAAAAAGACAUUAAAAAAGAGAAUUCAUUUUAAACAUGGGUUUCAAAUAGAUGGUGCUUGUUUAAUUUGGAUUUGAGUUAUUAUUGCUUAUGUUUAUAAAAAAUGUUGUGCAUGACUUGUCUUAUAGAGGUCAUAAUGGUGUCCAUUUGUGAAAUGUGUAUCUUAAAUUAAAAACAAAAUGAAUCAAAAAAACAAUUAUGAAUUUGUAGCUGCACUUAUUGUUCAUGUGGUUAGGUUAGCAGGUUUCAAAUGUUCUGUUUACUGCCUUACUAUGGGGCAGAUGCUUAUUAAACUGAACAAUAUGCUUGUGGGUGAGAAUUAAUGACACAAUUUAAGGAUUGUAGAAUAAUACUGAAAUUCUAAAAUUCUUUUUUAAGCUUGUGAUUACUGAAGAUGUACUUUAGAGCAAUUUCAAGGACAAGACAUGAUUCUGAUGUUAAUUCUAUAGAAUAGAUAUGUAUACCAAAUGUAAUCUUUGCAAUGCUAUGAAGAAUUUAUACAUGAAAUUGAUAUGCAAUAAAACCUGUGUGCUUUUU